This is a messenger RNA of Chiloscyllium plagiosum (whitespotted bambooshark), 5663 nucleotides long. RefSeq names its product thyroid hormone receptor associated protein 3b (gene thrap3b). Gene Ontology annotation, biological process: positive regulation of transcription by RNA polymerase II. NCBI's taxonomy places the organism in Eukaryota, Metazoa, Chordata, Chondrichthyes, Orectolobiformes, Hemiscylliidae. The record is from RefSeq and is a predicted model, not a curated record. Gene Ontology annotation, cellular component: mediator complex. Gene Ontology annotation, molecular function: DNA binding; transcription coregulator activity.
CGCGCACGCGCAGUGAGCGGCGGCACGGUGAGCAGUCGGAGUGAGGCGGACACGCGGAGUGGGCCGGACAGAGCCUCCCAGCGACCAACCGACCAGAGACGGGCGGUUGCUGUGGCAUCCUGAGAUUGAGCCCUGUUAAGCGGUACAAAGUGACAAGCUCACUUUACCACAUCCAUAUUGAAAAUGUCGAAAGCCACAGGUUCAAAGUCCAGGUCGCAGUCAUCUCAUUCGAGAUCCCGUUCUCGUUCUCGGUCCCGGUCCUUCACAAGGUCCCGCUCGCGUUCUCGCUCCCGGUCUCACUCUCGAAAACGGAAGUACAGCCCAAGGUCUCGCUCCAGGUCGUACUCUCCGCAGCAUAACCGGGAACGUAACUACCAACGGGAAUACCAACCCAGGGAAUUUCGAGGCCAUCGGGGCUACAGGCGGCCCUUUAUCCAGCGCCGAGGGCGAGGCUAUUAUCCGAGAGGUAACUGGAAUAACCGUGGGGGUUAUGGCAACUAUGGCAGUUACAACCAUUAUGGCAAUUACCGACCCAACUGGCAUAACUACCGCUCAACCUACAGCCCACGGCGCGGCCGGUCCCGUUCGCGCUCACCAAAGCGGCGCUCAAUAUCACCGAGAUCGAGGAGUCGCUCCAGAUACACAGACAAAUCAUCAUCAAGCCGGUCAGCAAGGUCAUCAUCUUCCAGGUCUCGCUCCUCACCUCACCGCAGUCAUUCAGCUUCCCCUAAACGAAGGAGCAAGAAAACCAAAUCUUCCCAGAAAGAGGCAGCUGUUUCUAAACCCCCAGUCCAGGAGGGAGAAGACCAACAGAAACGGUCAUCUGAGGAUGGGCAGGCCGGUAAUGGCAGCUCUGAGGCCCCUGCCGGCCUGGCCCCCAAACGCAGUGACUCAUGGAAAGGCCUAACUGCUUAUGACACCAGCCCUAAACAUCCCAGUCCAGCCCCACGUUCUACUGUAGUGUUGAAGACCAGUCCGGCAUUGCAUUCCAGCCCAAGCCAGCAGAGCCCCUCGUUGGCGGGCACAGCACGCCAUGCUUCACCUCACGGGAGCCCUGGGCAGAUGAGCCCACAGAGCCGCAGCCCGACCAGACCGAACGCAUCUCACCAGAGCCCACCAUCACUCAGCUCUACAAUUCGCAAUGUGUCGCGGCAGGCCCCAGCUAACCACAGCCCACCAGUGGGCCUGACACAAGGCAUUGCACAGAAAGAGGAAAUAAGGCCAGGAAUGUCUGGCCUGUUUGUGGAACAGACGGCCCCAACUAUCUCUUCAUAUCUAAAGAGGUAUGUUCCGAGAAGUGUGGUGAAAACGGAGUUCCAUGUGAAAAACGUUCCAGAGAAAGGCAGCCGUAGCAGCCAAUCCCCAAAACGGUUCAAGGGUGGAGUUUCCGAGGAGUUUGAAAAAAUCUCAAAAGCAGAGAUGCGUCACAAAUUUGACUAUGAUGAAGAAGAGGUCGAGGAACAUGACAAGGACUACCCAGCCAAGAAUCAAAAGGAAUAUGGGUAUGAGGAUGAGCUCAAGUACAGGAGCAAAUUAAUUGCAAGUAAAACGCAGGAGCGAUAUGAUGAGGAGGAUGAGGAGGAGGAGGAAGAUGAUGACAAUGAUAGACCACGCAAACGGGAAGAUAUAAAUUUCUUUAAGCACAUCGCCAUCUCCAAGGAGAAGUUUAGAGAGGUGGAGGAGGUGGAGGAGGAGGAAUUAAUGCCUGAGAAAUUCAAAAAAGAGGAGCGAUUUCUAUCAAAGAAAGCUGACGGGAGCAGAUAUCGGGAAAUGUCACCUGCAAAAACGUUAAAGUAUAAGGGAGGCCGAGCAGAAAGCCCUCCUCCCCCAAGGAAAAGCUCCGAUAGCAAAGAGCAGGAAGGCGUGGCUGCUCAAGAGGAAAGCACCCCUGUGCUUAAACCAACUCAUCGUUCAACAGAAGUGACACUGAAAAUGGAUUCGUUGCAGUUUGGCGAUGACUCUCUUGGCUCUGCCAACAUUCUGACCCAUGAGCGACGCCUCUGUCGCGACCUUGUUCACAAACCCAAAAAAGAUCAGGAGUUUCGUUCUAUCUUCCAGCAUAUUCAGAUGGCACAGUCUCGACGUAGUCCUUCUGAGCUGUUUGCUCAGCACAUUGUGACUCUGGUUCACCACGUGAAAGAGCAUUACUUCAAGUCUGCAGGAGUCACAUUAAAUGAACGCUUUACAAUGUACCAAAGGAGAACCGCCGAGCAAGAAGUGCCCAGACAGAAGAGCCCAGAGAUUCAUAGGCGGAUUGAUAUUUCACCCAGUGCUCUAAAGAAACGUAUGCAUCUCCGUGAUGAAAUAAAGAACCAGAAGGAGAGCAGCUACAAGCAGGGAGGAGGGAAAUUAAAGGAUGAACCUGAUGACCUUCGCCUAGAUAUUGAGCACCGAAGGAAAUAUAAAAGCAAGGAAGGAGAGCAUAAAAAAGAUAGUUCCAAAGAUUCAAGAGAUUCCAGCCAUUCACGUGAACGGUCAAAGGAAAAGUCUGGAAAAAUUCCCAAAGCUUACAAGGAGUCUAAAAAGCACAGAAAGCGCAAGAAAACCAGACCAAGAACCAGCUCAUCAUCCACUUCAUCUUCCUCUUCAUCUCCGUCACACGAGGGAAAAGAUGAGCAAGAAGAGGGAGUGGGCCGGGAGGAGACCUCAACUGGCUUUAACAAAGCUCGCCUUGGAACGAGAGAGUUUACUGGCCCACCAACACGAGGCAGAGCGCGUGGAAUCUUUCAGUUCAGAAUAAGAGGAAGAGGAUAUGGCAGGGGAGCGUUUCCUGGUCCCAGCAAUAGCAGUAACCCCGGUAACCCAACUUUCCAAAAGAGGCCCCGCGAAGAGGACUGGGAUCCCGAGUACACACCAAAAAGCAAAAAGUACUAUCUGCACGAUGAUCGUGAGGGAGACGGGGACAACUACUGGGCAAAUAAAAGGGGCCGUGGCACCUUCCAGCGAGGAAGGGGUCGCUUCCUAUAUAAAAAGUCCAAUACCAGCCCCAAGUGGACACAUGACAAAUAUCAAGGCAGCGGGCAGGAAGGCGUAGAAGAGGAGGAGGAGGAAGAGGAGGAGGACGGACAAGUUGGCAGCAUUGCAACCCAGGAAGAGAAAAAGCUGGGCACUAUGGAACAGUAGUGCCAAAAGGGACUGGGCCUGCCUCUGGCGUCUCUGCAUCAAUUUGAGCAUAGAGUCUGGUCACUAGGAUCAGACUGAGAGAGAUUUCUUUGUCCAGAUCUCCAUAGGGUUUACAACGUAGUAGGUUAUUUGUUGUGGUGGGGGUAAAGGCAAAGAACCCUUUGGGAUUGAAAGGACCAAAAACACCUGUCUUUAAUGCGACUUACAAAUAUGUAUACGCCCCCAGGUGUUGUACCUGUCUUGUAAGAUAUCCCAUUAGCUGACAUCGAAAAGCUACAGGUCGUCCUAGGAGUGCAAUUCCCCUCACCUCCUCCCCCCCCCCCCCAAAAAUAUUUUGAAAACUAAAUUAUGAACAUGUAUGAUGGUGCGACUUGAGUGCUCCCUGAUAAUUACACUGCAACCUGAUUCAGUUUGAAGUAGGAAACUGCUCCAAAAAUGUGGAACUGACCAAGAAAUAAGUGUACUCUAAGUCUCACCCCGUACAGUAGAAGGAUCCUCUCCCCCAAAACUGAGCCCUGGAUGUUUCCGCAUGCUUCUUUUAACAACCUGGAUUUUAAAAUGCUUUCACAUUUUGAAGCCGGCUUUAGAGCUGAACAAGUUUCCAGGAUCCUUAAUAAUUUCUUGCCCCUAGUUCCUUUUGGGAUCUGCCCAUCUACAUAUUUGGUUGCGACGCUUGGCUUGUGCUUUUUCACGGAUGUGAUUGAUGGCAGCAAUUGUUUCGGUAUUUUUGUUUUUAAGUUGUUUUCUAAAAAAAAAACACAACUGGCAAUGCAGCUUGGGCCUCGUAUUGUGUUUAUUUGUCGAGUGGAGGGAAAGGUGGUACUUCCCAUUAAUCUAUCCUAAUUUUUCAAGCAAAGAACAGUCCACGUUAACGACUUUAAAUCCCCCUCUCCCUACCCCUUUCUAAUCUCUCCAAUGGACUAGACUAAGAUCUGUUCAAAGGUUAGAAGUCUCUGAUGGUUCGGGGAAUAUAUUCAGUGAUGGAGCUCCUGGAUCACAGUUGAGUUGGUUGGUCUCACCAUGGCUGACGAUUUGGUGCCAGGUCAUUAGACUGAGCAGCGAAUCAGUCUGCAUUUUUACUCUUGAUCACAGUCUUGAAACCUACACUGUAAAGCAAAUGUGUUUGCAUUUUGGGUGAGAACAGGCUUGAUAUUUACCAAGUUGAUGGAGGGAAGAGCUUGAUGGGUGGAGAGGGGAAUUACCAAUCGAGAAGGAAACAAAAGGCGGUAUAUACGCUGUUUGUACCAAAUUUUAAAAUCUGCAUCAAACCUCCACUGUUUUCCCCUCUUAUAGGCCACUGUUGGCAAAGACAAUUGCAUGAGAGGAGAGGCUAGACAAGGAAUAGAAAAAUGAGGUUCGCAUUACUGGAGAGUUCAAUUGGCCUCGGAUUGCCCUUCAAACUUUGGCAAAAUAAAAGUCUCAAAGAGAUGGAAUGUAAAAUAAUUCCAUGAAACAUGUAUCAGUAUCAUUUAUCCUUGAUUGCUCAUUCAUGUGGCAAAAAGUGAGUAUCAAAGUGAGUGCAGUCUUGCGUAACAGGAAACAUUUGCAACAGUAAUGCCCUUACUUAAUUUCAACAAAUUGGAAUUUUGUUACUGUGCAUGUGGAUAAAGCAAACCUACUAUAUAGACAAAAACUGCAGUGGUUUUUACCCUUUGGAGCUUUGCAGUUCAGUUGACCCCAUCUACCUUUGGCAGAUGACCUUCUUUAUAUGUUGUCACUUGACUCUCAAAUAAUCUUCUUAAAACGCAGGCCUAGAAAGCACACGAGCCCCAAUCUAAAGCCAGAACAUUAACGUUAUACUCCUUCUCUACUGGCCUUAAUUCUUUCACCUGCCAUGUGAACCACUCUGUUGAAUGAUGUCUCUGUAAAUGCUGUCAGUAGCAUGACUAGGAGAAUAGUCAAUUGCAAACAAGGAAAGGGAAAGGAGUGCAAAUAUCAAAACAGGAUUGUAAAUUCUUUGAGUUUUAUUAUUGUGAAUUUCUUUGCAUUGUCUGAAUUCAAAUGUUACAUUGCUUAUUGCUUUAGGUCUUGGGAUUAAUGUUAAAAAAAGAUAUUGGAUAAACAUUAAAAUACAUUUUAUAUUGACAAUCACAUAUCUCACUUCUUCUCCAUGCCUAGCCUCCCCUAUUCCUCUCACCGCAUCUUGCUUGAUCUCUUUAAUUUGUAUCUUUUUAACGUGUAUUAAAAAGUUGAAAAUAAGUGGCACGUGCUCUGACUGCAAUAACUAUUGAAUUUUUUUAUACAUGUAGAAGUAAGUGGAUUUGAGGGGAGGGGAACACAUUGGGAGGAGUAUAAUGGUUGCACUAUUUUUGUAAAAUUUUGCUGAACUGCCUUAUCACUUAAAAUUGUUAAAAUCCAUUCUUGUCCAGAAUUUAAUCGAUUUGUAUUUCUCCAAUUAUUUGUGUUCCAUUCGUUACCAUGGUUUCUUCUCUCAAAUAUCAUUCUGUAUUAACUCUGUUCUGCCCCCCCUCAAACUGUAGUCUUGCUGAGGUUCAAAGCAUUGUGUUCAAUUUUUAAUUAAAUUUCUGUGCCAGCGUCAA